Messenger RNA from Monopterus albus (swamp eel), 6141 nucleotides. RefSeq names its product BTG3 associated nuclear protein (gene banp). The transcript is spliced from 12 exons. NCBI's taxonomy places the organism in Eukaryota, Metazoa, Chordata, Actinopteri, Synbranchiformes, Synbranchidae. Bases 285 to 1667 code for a protein of 460 amino acids. Gene Ontology annotation, biological process: protein localization to nucleus; negative regulation of protein catabolic process. The record is from RefSeq and is a predicted model, not a curated record. Gene Ontology annotation, molecular function: DNA binding.
CUUCGUGUGUGAGUGUGCUGUGUGCCAGCAUUCGGGACAAAAACGUUUAAUCAAAAGUGAUAUUUAAUAGUUAUUUCUUUCAGCAGUUUACGAUUCUUUCAUGACAAUUCGGCGGCCUUUAGGCCCAACUAGCAUGCUAACCACCACGCUAGGGACUGCUUUACGUUGCUUCAGCUUUAGUACGCAGGCUUGCGAAUCUGGUCUUGUAGCGUCAGCUAACACUAGCUAACUAGUUGCUAUGAAUUAUUUUGCUCAGGUUAGUAAGCUCAUGCCAGUGAGAAAUAAUGUUGCAAGCAAUGUCUGAAGAGUUGGAUGAAAUUGUGCAAAUAACAGUGGAGGAUUUUAACCAGGAUGACCGUACAGACAUGCUGGACAAUGCUGACGAUGAAGAAAGGCCUCACAAGAAGAAGAGGAAAUUAAGCAACAGUCAAGAGAACAACAGCAACCAAGACAUAUCUUUUAUUAAGAACCUGCUGGUUUCAUUCACUGCAUCAAUCACACAUCGACUGGAGGGCAUUGAGUCCAAGUUACAGGCUUUGGAUGCGACAUGCAAAGCCCUUGGGCGCAAACUUGACAACAUGGUGCCCUGUGCCAAGAGUCCCAUCCAAGUUCCCAUGGUUGCAGGUUCGCCUCAGGGGGCCACUCAAACCUGGAACAAAGUGCGAUGUGUUGUUCCACAAACAAAUGUGAUAGUGAGCAGGGAACACCCGAAGGGGACUACCCAAGAAGACACCCCCUUGGAGAACCUACUCAGCAACACAGUGACCAGGAGGCGACAGAACACAAUUCUGGUAAAGGUGCCUGGCCCUGAGGAGAGUCAAGAAGAACAGGAAAGUGGCUCAGAGGCUAGUGAUUCUGUUUCCAAUGGUGGCCAGUCCAGCAAUGCACAAAAUGGCCAAAACAUCACGCUCAUCACACUGAAUUCAGAAGAUGAUUACCCAGAGGGCACCUGGUUGGGAGAUGAUAACAACCCAGAGAUGCGAGUGCGUUGCCCAGUCUCUCCAGCAGAUAUGCUUCAUAUCAGUACAAACUGCCGCACAGCAGAGAAAAUGGCGCUGACACUACUGGACUACCUGUUCCAUAGGGAGGUCCAGGCUAUGUCAAACCUCUCUGGGCAGGGCAAACAUGGCAAGAAGCAGCUGGACCCGCUCAUGAUCUAUGGCAUCCGCUGUCAUUUGUUCCACAAAUUUGGCAUCUCUGAGUCAGAUUGGUAUCGCAUCAAGCAAAGCAUUGACUCGAAGUGUCGCACCGCCUGGAGACGCAAACAGCGUGGCCAGAGUCUGGCUGUCAAGAGCUUCUCCAAACGCACACCUCGCAAUUCAGCCACAGAGGGAGGCAUUGGAGAAGAAACAGCCCACAUUGAGACUGCCACCCCGCAGACUUUGCACUACACCCUGGCAAAUCAGCAAGUCCAGAUCCACCGUAUUGGCGAGGAUGGACAAGUUCAGGUGAUUCCACAGGGUCAGUUGCACAUUGCCCAGGUGCCACAAGGAGAGGAGGUGCAGAUCACACAGGACAGUGAGGGAAACCUCCAGAUCCACCAGGUGCAUGUUGGGCAGGAUGGUCAGGCUCUUAUCUGUAGUGCCCUUCUUUGUGUGUGCUAUGCUGACCAUAUGCAGCCCUGGAAGAUGAAAGAAGAAACUGAUGAGAAGAAGGGGAGAAAGUAAAAACAUGAGGGAGAGGAAAUCCAAAAAGGGAGACCGUCUGGAAGAGAUGUUUUGUCCCAAUCAUGAUUGGAAACACCACCAGUUGAGCCGUGAACCAGACAAAAACACUGUUAAACAAAUGCAUUAUACCAGGUGCCACAUAAAAACAAAGCAGAGGGUUGUGCUCUCUGGUUGCUCAGGGAAACACGAUGUGCCCACAGUGGCCCUGGAUGUCCCCCCUCCCUCUUUUCUCCUACCCAUUUUUUUUGCUUGUAAAUACAGUAUCAGAGAAAGAAAGUAACAGUCUACCUCUAAAUCCUACAGAGAAGCAGUAGUUCCACUGUUUAGUGAGGUUUAUCCCGACAAGAGAGCUUUACCGUAAACUUAUGCAGUGUCAGCCUAAUAAAUCUAGCACAUCCCAAGAGACCGCUAUAAAGCUUUAGCAAAUUUACUGAUUCUGUCAUCCGCCUGCAUCAUUUACUGAUGAUAGACUUGAAUGCCGCCCACUGGGGGCUUCAGACUUGACUGUCAAGAGCCUGAACUCACCCUCCUCCAGACCUCACUAUUCCCCUCUGCCAGUCCUUCCUGUCAUCACAUGUUACGAUGCAUCUGUGCAUUGUUCAUGGUCAAUGUGGGAACUGGGUCACAGAACAGAACAGAGUCCAGCUCAGCUCUGGUCCCUCUGGCCACCCUGUAAGCACAGAACUGGUCCAGGGCUAGAAAAAAAAUACCGGCAGAACAUUGUGUUAGAAUGAUGGUGUAGAGAAGGAGAGGAAAAUCCUAGAUGAGUUGAUUAAGGAGAGGUUAAGAAAAAGAGGGCCAAAUGGGGAAAUGUGAGAGGAUGAAGUAAGAUAAUAAAGAUGAGAUGAAGAGGGAAUGGAUGGAUGAGCUCAUGUUGUACUGCAAGUGUUGAUGUUCUUACAGGCAUCGUCUCUUUUGAUGUCUGCUGUCAAUUAGCUUCGGAAAACGUCUGGCGUUCUUGGACAGUAUCUCUUGCAUUUGUCAUUCCUACACAUAAAGCAGAUGCUUGAACAAUCUGUAGAGUUAACUUCACAGAAUCAGGGUGUGAUUUAAACUGCUGGCGUGCAGCCCAAGUUACUCAGUUGUCCUGUUUCUCUCUCUCUGCUCAAGAAUGCUGUUCCUAGUGUUUAAGUGGUUGUUCAGAUUCCUGUGAUUCACAGCAGGAGGAGAGGGCAAAAAUGAGAUGAAAAGAUACAAGCAAGAUGUUUUAUGACCAAUGUUUAGUAUAAGUAAGCAGUCUUGGAUUUGGAGGUCUAGUAGUAGAUCCCAUUUCAAAGAGGUUUUGCUCUGCUUUGUGUCCUUGUGGCAUCAAGGCCCGGAGAUAAAGGGCCACAGAUUGGGGGAGUCCUUAGUUCUGAAUGUGUGUGUUGGUGUGUAUGUGUUUGUAGGUCAGCAUUUUAAAGCGGUGCAGAGGAGGUUACUACCAGUGGUGUUUCCUUUUGUCUUUGUGGACAGAGCCUAGGGUCACUGACUGUGUGAAUAAGUAGGGACCAGAUGUUUUAGAAACAUUUUCAGUGUUACCAUCAGUACAUUCUCCAUCAUUCCAUCACACAGACGUGAAGUGAGUUGGAUACAGUGUUAGUAUGUUCUGGGGAGAAAAACAGCAUCACUAGUAGUUUUGGGGAACAAUAAAACUAGUUUUUGUGGGAAUGAUUGCAAAAUGACAGCUGAAAGUUAAAAAUGCCAACUAAAUACAUUUACAGACCAGCCCUUCUUCUGGACAUUAAGAUAAUUAUUUAACCACUAAUAAGCCAGAGAAAGGACAAGACAGAUGUUUGAGCUGGAUGUUGCAUGACAGAGUCCUCUGAAUGGUUUGAUUUGUUUUGUUCUUUUAAUAAUUCUAGCAAAUGUUGGUAGCAAUAAAAGUUAUAAUGUGUGAUAGAUGUGAUGUCUCAGUGAGUUCAAGACUCCAGUGUGCAGCAUGCUGAUGGAAGAUGAUAGAUGUCUUUCACGGUAGAGCUGGGAUUUGUAGUAAAUCUGAUGGAUUCUUGGCUGCUGUGCAUUAAAGGUGAUAAGUGUGUUUGAGCUUAGGAACCACUGAAUCCUCUUCAAAAGAGGUCAUCUGGGGGCUCAUGCGAGCAGUUUAAAAGGUUGUUUUCAGGUCAUUUGGACAUAUUUAGUCUUAAAGUCCACUUUCUAAUGCCUUUUGAUUUGUUUCUGGGUUUUUAAAGGCAAGUACCAGUAACUUGCCAGUUGUGUCAGGAAACUCUCAGCCUCCAUCAAUGUGCAUUUGUAAGUUCCACAACAGAUUAUAUGACUUAUUAAUAUGAGUAUUUUGUGUGGUGUGAUAUUUUGUUAGUUGAGUUAUACGACCUGUGUGUAUCAUCUCUUUUGGCUCCAUCCACGGCAUUACACAAGGUAUUUGGAAACACGAUGAAGUCAUAAUUUUCAAUCAUGAAAUUAUACAACACUGUAAAAGCCUUUGUCAGUGAGACAGGCCAAGUUUGGAUGUGUGCUAGAGAACAUUGAAAACCUUAAGUGCACUUUUAUUCCUUUUUUGUUUCUAAGGGGUCUGACUCUUAAUUAUGGCUGUUAUUUUUGUCAUCAUCCCCUUCUUGAUUUGCUGGUUCUGGAUCAGAAUUCAAGUCAAGCUGGUUUUGUCAUGAAACCUCCUGUGAGCCGUGCCUGAAUCCGACUCCCAAUCUGCUUGUGGGAGUUGUGGAGCAAAGGAUGCAAGAGAGGGUUUUAUUAGAUGCAGGUGUUGAGCCCUCUUGUAGAGUGUCAGGGUUCGGGUUGAGAUGUGAAGCUAUGGGCCAUGAAUAUAGAAUUUCUACCAAAGAUGGAUUUGAAUGAAUAAUUUGUGGACAGGAAAUGGAUAUAUCAGUAAUGCACAGUGCUAUCACAUGUCAAAAGUCUGAACAUAUAGCUCCAAAUAAGUGAGUGAAUUCACAAACCACAGAGACACAAAACAUGGUUCUUUUUGACUUCUGUUUUAACUAUCUGACAUUCUUCAGCUUGUAUCACAAGUCUUCUGUCGUCUCUGCAGUUGUAUUAUGAGCAGAGACCCAGCUGAAAUGAGAAUAGUCCUCAGACUCAGAGGUCAAAUAAAAGGCAUAUGUAACUAAGAGAGUUAAUGACUGCAGUGAGAUGUACAAUAUUUAGGCCAGUGUGUUCAUUUUCCCAGUCCACACUAAACAAGCGCUCAGAGCACCGCGGUGUCUUUGGGCAUCUUUACAGCCCAGUCACAGCCAGAUCUUAGUUCCCACCCUACCUUUCCACCCGGAGCUAGUGUUUCUGCCCAAACAUCUGUCCACGGUUGGCAGUUGCAGAUGUUGUUGACGGCUGUGAAGAUUAGAGGAAGUUCCAACCACUCAUGGUCCAUAUGUUUCUUUUUUCAUUUCCCUGUUUUGUUUUCAGGUCCGAUGGAGGAGGAGGAGGAGGAGGUAGCCCUUAUUUGUAUAGACUUUUGUUUCUUUUAAAAGGAGGAUCUUGUGUUAUGGGGGAUUCCAGUGUGCUUUGAUUACAGCUGAGGUAAAGCAGAAUCUUUAAAAACAUACCCAGACACAAACACACACAUGCACCCUAAGUGGGUGACUCAUUGUAGCAUCCGAUGUGCAGCUGAGUUUAACUGAGACCUCCUGUGAGCCUGGGAAUCAGUGCCAGCAUGCACCAAGUACUGUAUGUGCACUGUGAAAGCAUGCUGUUUUUUUGAUGCAUUACUGUGAGACUGUUAGAAAGGACAGAGGUGGGAAUAAGUGAGUUUUGUUGUGUUGAUGAACAACCUGUAUUUUCUCUACAUCUUCAUUGUUCAAGUUUAAAUAGUUCUAUAUAAUACUCAGACAAGCAAAGAUGAGAACUGGGUCAAAAAACUUUGUUUAUUCAGUUGCUUGUUGUCUUGAAAUCAUGAAUGUUUUUUGUAUUAAGCUGUUGUUGUUCAUUUUUGUGCUGUGUAUUGUGUGUGUUUGUAUCCUGGAUCAAUUACUUGUAUUACAGCAUCAGCAAAAAAUUUAUUUUGUUUGUUCCCCCUUUUCUCAAGGCCUUGACAGCUAGCAAAGCCUGCAGAGAAUUUAAAAUGUUCCUGAUUGUUCAGCACUCCCCUUUCCAGUUUUGUUCUGCAGAAUCAAAGCCUUCUUUGACCUUCCAGCAUAGGAUUGGCCUGCCGAUUAUUUAAGGGUCCCAAUCCCUAAAUCUGUGAGGUCAACGGUGAGAUGUGCUGAUGGCCUCUGUUUCUGAGGAACUGAGCUCAAUAUGUCAAAUCUAAUAUACUGGGCUAGACUGUAGUUUCUCCAGUGUCAGGGGACAUGACUUUUUGAAGAAAGCCCUUCAAAUACUUCUCAUCUUGUUUUAUAAUGUCUUAGCUUCUAAUAACAACCUUGAUUUGUUGUUGAUUCAAAAAAUAUGUAUAAGCUGAAUCAUUUUCUUCCUCCUUGAUACCGUUCUGUAAUUGUUUUUGUUUUUGCAUCAUUGCCAACAGGCUUAAUGAUGAUUAUAACCUAUUAGCUGAAUGAGAGGUAAUUAUCAUCAGUACUCUCAG